Molecule: messenger RNA, 1215 nt
Organism: Fulmarus glacialis (Northern fulmar)
Lineage: Eukaryota; Metazoa; Chordata; Aves; Procellariiformes; Procellariidae
Product: RING finger protein 175-like
Cellular component (GO): endoplasmic reticulum membrane; Golgi membrane
Molecular function (GO): ubiquitin protein ligase activity; metal ion binding
Source: RefSeq, a predicted model, not a curated record
AUGGCCCAUGGCAGCAGUCUGGACCACGCAUGCCUACCCAGGCAUCAGGGCAGGCGGGGUAGGGUGCUGCCUUGUCCGCCUCCGAGGCUGGCCCAGAGCAGUGCUACUGCUCGGCCCCAGGCCGGUGACAGGGAUGCCAGAAAACCUCAGAGUGAGAACAACCCCAGCCGUUUUGUACAACGCUUCCAUGACUCGGGCUGGGGCAGCGGGGACGGGCAGGCAAAGCCGAGCCGGCACCGGCAACCCCCCGCUCCAGCGACGGCAUCUUGGGGCUCUGUGCGCUCCCCGCCAUGCCGCCACCAAAUGGCCGCCCACCAGUUGCAACAUCAGAAGAUGCAUGCGAAGCACCUUGGCUGUGAAUCAAUGCAUAUGGAGAUGGUUCUUGUUCUCAUUGCAACCUUGGUUGUUGCCCAGAUUGUGCUUGUUCAGUGGAAGCAAAGACACUGUCGAUUGUACGAUUUAGUCACACUGCUGCAGAUGUGGGUUGUUCCUCUUUAUUUCAUCAUCAGACUUUACUGGUGAAGAUCCCUGUCCAUGUGGGGAAUGCUUUCAGUUAUUACCAGUUACAUUACUUUCAGAGCAACCUCCAAGCCUCUGUCGGGAAGAACACCACAGUUGGUCUACAAAUGGUUCCUCCUGAUCUGUAAACUGAAUUAUGCCAUUGGAAUUGUGGGUUAUCUGGCCAUAAUGUUUACCAUGUUUGGAUUGAAUUUAUUUUUUAGAAUCAAGUCUGAUGACUCCAUGGAUUUUGCUGUACUGCUUUUUUACGGACUGUACUAUGAAGUGAUGGGAAGAGACUUUGCAGAAAUUUGUUCUGACUACAUGGCUUCCACCACUGGUUUUUACAACAUCAGUGGCAUACCAACAAGAAAUUUGUCCAAUGACAUCUGUGCGGUCUGCGGGCAGAAAAUUUCUGUGGAUAUAAAUGAAGAAGGGAUCACUGAAAAUACCUACCAGCUGUCCUGUAAUCAUGUGUUUCAUUAAUCCUGCAUCCAUGGUUGGUGCAUUGUUGGCAAGAACCAGACUUGCCCAGACCACCCUGAGAAAGUUGAUUUGAAAAGGAUGUUAAGUAACCCAUACCCUCUCCCUAACAAGUGUGGGAACGCACACGUAUCGUAUGGACAACUUUUGGACUGGCUCUGCUAUCUGGUGGUUUGGCAACCGGUUGUUACAGGCAUUGUCCAACGCAUUAAUUACUCACUGGGUCUAGAAUAG